Molecule: messenger RNA, 174 nt
Organism: Trichoderma atroviride IMI 206040
Lineage: Eukaryota; Fungi; Ascomycota; Sordariomycetes; Hypocreales; Hypocreaceae
Cellular component (GO): mitochondrial intermembrane space
Source: RefSeq, a predicted model, not a curated record
GAUUGCCUUACCAAGAACAAUUACAACGAGGCUCGUUGUCAAAAUGCCGUCAAGGCGCUGUAUGAAUGCUGUGAAGCCUUCUACCAGCGGUAUGGCGACGACGCAACGUCUCCCAGCUGCCCACAGCCAAAACUGCUGCGUCUGAAAAUUCAGCAGCAGAAAGAGGGCAAAUAA